Molecule: messenger RNA, 420 nt
Organism: Macrosiphum euphorbiae (potato aphid)
Lineage: Eukaryota; Metazoa; Arthropoda; Insecta; Hemiptera; Aphididae
Source: the annotation of a GenBank genome assembly
AUGGACACGAUAACAUACGAGCUGUUAAAUGAGUGGCAGGAUAGAUACACGAGCACAAACAAAGGUAGUUGGACGCAGAAAAUGAUACCGUCCGUAAGACAGCGGUACCAUCUACCUCUGGACCUUGACCACUACACCACUCAGUUCCUCACCGGUCAUGGGGACUUUAAAGCCAAACUCUAUGGUUUCAAACUGGUAAACGACCCGAUCUGUGCAUGUGACCGCAAACCGGAGACGGUGAACCACGUCCUCAGGUUUUGCCCAAGAACAGCAUCAGCGAGACGCAAAUUGAAAUUAACAAUGAGAGAAGAAGGAGAAGCGUGGCCUCCAGAAAACGGAGCCUUCCUCAAGUCUCGCAGAACAUUCCAAGCCCUUAAGUCCUUCGCGAGAGAAGCACUCACGAACAGGAUCGACAGAUAA